Molecule: messenger RNA, 1538 nt
Organism: Sclerotinia trifoliorum
Lineage: Eukaryota; Fungi; Ascomycota; Leotiomycetes; Helotiales; Sclerotiniaceae
Source: the annotation of a GenBank genome assembly
CCAGACUUCUCAUCCCAAUCAUAUAUAUACCGCCAAAUAAAUUCAUUGUGAUUUAAUCACCGUCGUACUACCAUACCGAGUAGAAGCAAAUUACACUCCUUUCUCAAAGCCACCUUUCGGUUUCUUACACGUUUCUCUUUCAACAUCCUCGUCAUCAGACAACAUUUGGUACCUGCAGAUAACUCCACUCUUACCACUAGUUUCUAUACUUAAGGGGUCGACUAGAGCUCAAGUAUACAUCAUAUACAACACAUACAACAUACAACAUUUACCAUACAACACAUUAUACAACAAGACUUUCAAGACUCAAGAUUUCUUUUUGUUCUAAGAUCAUAAACCCAUCAGUACUUCCACACUCCCAGACUUUCAAACUCAAAGCACUAAACAAAAUGGCAUCCGGCGGCGUCUCUCCCAUCUCAUCCGGCUCCCCUGCUCCCUCCCUCCGCGAGUCAACAAACACAAUAAUAUCCUCCCCCCUAGCACAAACAACCAACUCCUCAAGCACCGCACCACCCCCCACAAAAAUCUGCGUAUUCUGCGGUGCCUCACCUGGCUCCAGCCCUUCGCACAUGGCCAUGGCGCGUUCCCUAGCCGAACAAAUGGCAUCGCAAAACAUAUCCCUCGUCUACGGUGGCGGUACCGUCGGACUAAUGGGAGAAAUAGCCCGAACACUAGUUUCCCUCUCUGGUCCCACUUCCGUGCACGGCAUCAUACCCGCUCCAUUAGUCAAAUAUGAGCGAGGCCCCGAUAGCGAAGCAGCUAGUAUUCACAGUAGGGAAAAUGGAACUGGGACACCGGAAAAUGGUGAUGGUUUGCCUGAAUAUAAUAUCUAUGGGAAAACUACCGUGGUAAAAGAUAUGCAUACACGAAAAGCAAGGAUGGCGCAGGAAGUUAUGGCAGGGGGUCCUGGGUCCGGGUUCAUUGCGUUGUCAGGUGGUUAUGGGACGCUUGAGGAAUUGAUGGAAGUGGUGACUUGGAAUCAAUUGGGUAUUCAUACUCGAGGUGUUGUGCUUCUGAAUGUGGAAGGAUAUUGGGAUGGGUUAAUGGCGUGGAUAAAGAAUUCUGUGGAGGCGGGAUUCGUAGGAGAAGCGAAUAAGAAAAUUGUGGUGGAUUGUAGCACGGCCAAGGGAGCAAUUCAGGCAUUGAGGGAUUAUAAGUUGACGGAGGGAAGAUUUAAGUUGGAGUGGGGUAAUGAAUAGAUGCACUGGUUGUAUCUAUUCAGUGACGGGAUAGGAUUGGCGUGAAGUAUAGGAUGCACAUUCUAGCAUUUGCAUUUCCAUCACCAUCACACCUCAUAAAUGGGUAGGCGUUGAAAGAAAUAAGCAAGUCAAGGAAUCAUGAUCGUCCGGCAAGGCGUUAUCUCAUGAAGAACCCCGGCGCGAUGAACAUUCCGAACAAUGAACUGGACGCAGAACACACAUACAUACAUACCCUUAGCACUAUAGAUUCUGGCAGUGCAUAGCUAGCAAGCAUGGAUUACAACAUAUAUUAGACGAUUAAAAUAUCUAUCUCAUGAACAAUUCCUCUCGAUACAUACC